Messenger RNA from Jaculus jaculus (lesser Egyptian jerboa), 1833 nucleotides. It is a transcript of the gene Glipr2, whose product is annotated as GLI pathogenesis related 2. The transcript has 5 exons. Lineage: Eukaryota; Metazoa; Chordata; Mammalia; Rodentia; Dipodidae. Gene Ontology annotation, cellular component: extracellular region. The record is from RefSeq and is a predicted model, not a curated record. Bases 61 to 525 code for a protein of 154 amino acids.
CGCCACCGAGCGCAGCGCCGCGCAGCAGCCGCCCGAGCCCCGGAGCGCGCAGAGCCGGCCAUGGGCAAGUCAGCUUCCAAACAGUUUAACAAGGAGGUCCUGCAGGCCCACAAUGAGUACCGCGCGCAGCACGGAGUCCCCCCGCUGAAGCUCUGCAAGAAGCUCAACCAGGAAGCUCAGCAAUACUCGGAGGCUCUGGCCAGCACGAGGAUUCUCAAGCACAGCCCAGAGUCCAGUCGCGGUCAGUGCGGGGAGAACCUGGCAUGGGCAUCCUACGAUCAGACGGGAAAGGAGGUAGCUGAUAGGUGGUACAGUGAAAUCAAGAACUACAACUUCCAGCAGCCUGGCUUCACCUCGGGGACUGGGCACUUCACAGCCAUGGUGUGGAAGAACACAAAGAAAAUGGGAGUAGGAAAGGCAUCUACAAGUGAUGGGUCUUCCUUUGUGGUGGCCAGAUACUUCCCAGCAGGGAACGUUGUCAACCAGGGCUUCUUCGAAGAAAAUGUCCUGCCGCCAAAGAAGUAACUUGCCAAAUGUGAUGGGAAGGUGGGAGUGUUAAGGACAUUAUAUGAAGUGCCUGGAACAACAAACACCUGCAUGCCUGUCCCUGUGGGCAUAUAUGCUCGUGUGUGUGUGUGUGUGUGUGUGUGUGUGUGUGUGUGUGUGUGUAGGAGAGCAUCUCCUGUGCACACACUUGGAUAAGCAGCUGUGCGUGCACUCGUUCUUGCUAAGGACACGAGCAUCUGAAGCUGUUUUCAGAUGAUUGCCUAGACCACAAUUAUAGAUUUGGGUGGGAUCAACUUUAACAUUUUUUAAUUAUUUCUUAAGCAAAACUUCUUUUGUACCUUUCUUACUUUUGAUGUCCAUCCUUGGACUUUGUGUAUUCCAAACAUUUGUGAUACUGAGAAGUGAAGUUCGUUUUCUGUGACCUUCAUGCCUUGUAAUCCAUUUUUGGUAGAUAUUGAGGGCUGUUGAACCUUCACUAAACUUGCAACAGAAACAUGGGCCAGCCACGGGCUCUGCUUCACAGGAUCAUUGAAAUUUCUCAGCUCUCAGGCAUGACGUCAUUGGGCAUCUUCUGGGAUUCUCUAAUGGAAUUGCCAAAGAACAAAAGCAGGGGUGGGGGUGAGGGAAGCUUUGCUUCCUUGCAGUUUUCAACCUUUAAGUAGCAAAUACCACAACCACUGCCCCCUCUAAUCCCCUGUGCAUCUUUUUCCUUAAACCGAUCUGCAUUUCAGAGCUCACUACAUCCUGGUUUCUGGAAGGCUGGAAUGCACCCCUGCCCCCACACCCUGCUAGAUGACCCCAGGAGAGACUUCCUUACACUGGCUGGGCUGUGGGCCAAGAAGCCUUAGGCGAUGAUGUCAGUGGUGUUGGGGUGAGGCUGAGCUCACUGGGGUCCCUGGAGGAAGUCCCACAGCCUCUGGUACUCCCCAGCCCUGGCAGCUGUGGCUGCAGCUGCUCUGCUGCUCCCUCCUGGAAUGUGUGACAAGCCCAAAUGCUUCAAGGAGGGGUCCCAGACAGGGAUUUUAGAAACGCUAAUUUGGUUCUGUGUUUUGCUUCAAACUAUACCAAGUUCCCAUGAAUCGCUGUUUAAUCAAGUCCAUAUGGGAGGGACCAACCCAGAUGCCCAGCUGAGUGUCCCUGAAACCAUGGCAUCUCCACCCAUCAACACAGCAGGAACCCAGGGCAGGGGCUGUUGGCCUAAAGACAGAGUCUGAGCCAGUCAGUGUUUGAAACUGCUUCCAAGUCUUUGUCGCACCGUGGGCACAGCCCCAUGUUGUGCCCAUCAUUUCAUCCAGGGAUAUUGACUAAUAAAACAAUAAAACCAUU